AAUUUCAGUUAAAUUCGAACUUGUGUAGGUAGGAUAACGAUAAUGUAUGGUCAUCAAUCGAUUCCACGAUCGGUAAGUGCUGGACAGUUAAAUGCAAUGAUGUCACAUCCUGGAAUGGUCAUUACUUCGCAGCAAAUGAUGAAUACGCCGCAAGGUGUAAUGGUUUCCCAGGCUGGUUAUCCACAAGGUAUGAUCAACGCUGCUCAACCACAACCACAAAUGAUGCCAUCACAGGCUCACAUGGGUCAACAAAUGAUGAAUACACAUAUGGGUGUCGUGCAAAAUCUCAAUCAACCAGGCCAUAUGAGCGUGCAGCAUCAACAAAUGCAAUCGAUGCAGCAAGUUCAGAUGGCACCGCAACAAGCAUAUAUUCAGCAACAAGGAAUGUCACAUCCAAAUUUCGUGAAUGGCCAAGCACGGAGUCCAGCUGUUGGACCUGGCCCACAGGGGAUUUCGCAGCAGGGAACACCAGGUCGACCAUCUUCAACUGGAGGACCGCCGUCAAAUAACCCUCAAACACCUCUGAAUGCGAUGUCAACCUUAAAUCCAUCAUCUCAGCAAGUUUCUACGCCUGCAACUCCUCAACAAGCGCCAUCUUCCGUACAGUCUACUACGACCCAGGACAAUAUAUCAACACCUACUAUAGUACCACCAGAUCCUGUAUCGUUAGCCAGGAACCUGUUACUGCGGGAUCUUCGGUAUUCACUGCAGGAAUGGAGCAAAACGGCUGCUGAAGUGGUACGGCCUUCGAGUUUGCGACAACAGCAAGAUGGAUCCGGUAGUACGACGCAUAAUCCCAUGUCUGUUAAUCCGCAAUCUGUCAAUCCGCAAUCAGUGAAUCCGCAAUCCGUGAAUCCGUUGUCAGCCAAUCCAAGUUCGGUAAAAUCACUGGAUGAACCGAAGUCGGUAGAAAAUUUGGAGAAAAAGAUUUUGAGUCCAAGCGAAGCAUAUAUCAAUGCAUUUGAUUAUUUCCUCGGAACCUGUGAUCAGAUUGAAAAUGAUAUCAUGGUUGUGCAAGAAGCUCAGAAGCAGAGUGUCAAAUUUGAUAAAAUGUUUGCUGGUGAACUGAAAAUAGUUGGUGAAAUGGCGAAUGUAAAUUAUUCGCAGUAUGCUCAAGGUUAUGUGGAAUCAACAGCAAGAGUUCGGAAUGCGAUCACUCGUACUUUGAAGAAUCUUAAUGCUACAAUGGAACGAAUGAAUGCUGCGAAAACCGUUCAAAAAGAUGUUGACGAGAAAAUGGCGAUGUAAAUUUUUCAGCGUAAAGAACCUCCUACAUUGAAGAAUAUAUCUUUUAGUUCAUUAUAUUUUAUGAAAUUUGAAAUUUUGAUUUUAGCAAGACUGUUGAGCUAAUAAUUGAAUGCCAAUAUCAAGUUGCAGAUUCGAAUAUUUCAUUAUGCGAAUGUUGUACAGAAAAUGUCUAAGGCGGUAAUCUAUUGUGGG
Molecule: messenger RNA, 1440 nt
Organism: Loa loa (African eye worm)
Lineage: Eukaryota; Metazoa; Nematoda; Chromadorea; Rhabditida; Onchocercidae
Exons: 7
Coding region: 43-1248 (401 amino acids)
Source: RefSeq, a predicted model, not a curated record